This is a messenger RNA of Xenopus tropicalis (tropical clawed frog), 2829 nucleotides long. RefSeq names its product presenilin 2 (gene psen2). Gene Ontology annotation, biological process: protein processing. Lineage: Eukaryota; Metazoa; Chordata; Amphibia; Anura; Pipidae. Gene Ontology annotation, cellular component: endoplasmic reticulum membrane; Golgi membrane; membrane. Gene Ontology annotation, molecular function: aspartic endopeptidase activity, intramembrane cleaving; aspartic-type endopeptidase activity. The record is from RefSeq and is a predicted model, not a curated record. Bases 340 to 1695 code for a protein of 451 amino acids. The transcript is spliced from 11 exons.
GAAACGUUGACGAAAUUGAGAAGUAGACAAUACCCUCUGAUCUGAAUCGAAAUAGCAGGGCAGGGAACUAGAAUGUUUGCUUUGGCUUUCAAAACAAAGUCAAGAACACUUUUGCCAACAAACAUAGCUGUAAAUACCGACAAGGGCCAGUAAGGAUUGUAGAAUUAACACCUUCAGGUUUCGAACGAGGUUUCGAAGUGACGUCACCGCAGGCCGAAUUCCAACUAGAAACCAACAGAAAGCAUCAGCUGAUUGCCAGGCGUACGGAAGCCUUGGGGGACUAUUUCAAUAUCACACGGAAGCCGGAUUCUAUUCUUUGAUAUAGCUACUAUUCCGGAUAUGAUAACAUUCGCAAACAGCUCAGACAGCGAGGAUGACGAAUGCAAUGAGAGAACGUCUUUGAUCACAUCUCAGAGUCCCCCUUUACCAUCAUACCAAGAUGGGCUCCAAGCUUCAGGAGGGUCGGAAUCUUCUGAUCCCAUGAAAACACAGACAGACACACAGGUUAUUGAAGAUGUGCCCAAUGGCAGAACAUCUGGUGCAGAUGCAUAUAACAGUGAUGCUGCAAUGGAAAAUGAGGAAGAAGAGCUGACUCUCAAAUAUGGCGCAAAACACGUUAUCAUGCUCUUUGUUCCAGUCACUCUGUGCAUGGUGGUUGUUGUCGCUACAAUAAAAUCUGUUAGCUUCUACACAGAAAAAGAUGGACAGCUAAUCUACACGCCAUUUUCUGAAGAUACCACAUCAGUUGGCCAAAGACUCUUAAACUCUGUGCUUAAUACUCUUAUAAUGAUCAGUGUUAUAAUUGUGAUGACCAUUUUCCUUGUACUUCUUUAUAAAUAUCGCUGUUACAAGUUUAUUCAUGGUUGGCUGAUUCUCUCAUCUUUAAUGCUGCUUUUUAUGUUUACAUAUAUAUAUCUUAGUGAAGUUUUCAAGACAUACAACAUAGCAAUGGAUUACCCAACCUUAUUCAUGGUUAUAUGGAAUUUUGGGGCAGUAGGAAUGAUUUGUAUUCAUUGGAAGGGUCCCCUUCAGCUACAGCAAGCCUAUCUAAUCAUGAUAAGUGCACUUAUGGCUCUUGUCUUUAUUAAGUAUCUGCCAGAAUGGUCAGCAUGGGUUAUACUUGGAGCUAUUUCUGUUUAUGAUCUGCUAGCAGUGCUUUGCCCUAAAGGUCCUUUAAGGAUGCUUGUAGAAACUGCACAAGAAAGAAAUGAGCCAAUAUUUCCUGCGCUAAUAUACUCUUCUGCUAUGGUGUGGACAGUGGGAAUGGCAGAUUCUGCUACAGCAGAUGGAAGAAUGAAUCAGCAAGUGCAGCGUACAGAAAGAAAUGCACCUAAUCAUACAAACAGCUCACAAGAGGAUGCUGCCGAGACCAGCGUUCAAACACAGAGUAAUGUGUCUUCCGAGGAUCCAGAUGAGGAAAGGGGAGUGAAACUUGGUCUUGGAGACUUCAUAUUCUACAGUGUACUAGUUGGAAAAGCAGCCGCAACUGCUAGUGGAGACUGGAAUACCACAUUGGCUUGUUUUGUGGCCAUUUUAAUAGGUUUAUGUCUGACGCUGUUGUUGCUGGCAGUUUUCAAGAAGGCCCUCCCUGCCCUACCGAUUUCUAUCACCUUUGGUUUAAUCUUCUACUUUUCUACAGAUAAUAUAGUACGGCCUUUCAUGGACACUCUUGCAUCCCACCAAAUGUACAUUUAGGAAAAAUAUGUUGUCCCUUCGGGAGUGUUUUGUAAUGCUGUGAAUUGGUGUAGAAAUGCAAAUUAUGUAAAUAUAUACAUAAGAUAGGGAAUGUCCAAACUCUUGGACUUGGCUGCUGUUGUAUGAAAACUCCCAUUAUUCCUCAAAAACCGGAGGGGGUUGUUAGUUGUACAGCUGAAAGGUCAUAGGUUUGAUAUUCUUGCUUUAAGCACCUAGUAUUAUACAGUUUUUAAGAAGUCAGUAUACUAGAAAUCCAAAGUAUCUGUAGUUCUUUCUAAACAGAUAACCUUAACUGCACAGGUCAGGUGACAAGAAGUUCUAAACAUGCUUGUUCACUCGGUAGCAAAAGAAAACUCCUCAGUAAUGAUACAGUGUUUUUAAUAUGAAAAGCUGUCCGUCACAAAGAAUAGGUGGCAAAGCUUCCUUUUUAGAAUGAACAGUAUGAGACUAAAGCCCAGGGUAUACUUUGAUGGUGAUGCAGCAAAUAACACACUGCUCUUAUGUAGUUACAAGCAACAUCUGUGUGAUCAUCAGGAUCUUGGGGCCUUUGGUUAUAUUCCAUAUAUGCAUAACAUUGUAAUUAUUUUGCUUAACAUUUGUGAUUUAAAAUUUUCUUAUGCUCUCUACCUAAAUAAUCCCAUAAUUCUCCGUCAGGUGGCGGCAAGGCACAUUCUAUGUAUUGCCAUUUCUGCUGCAGGUGUCUUCCUUCCUGAGAAUAAUUACAAGAACCUAAAUAGAUGAAGUCCUCUUAACUUUGUAGUGUAUUUAGCCACCAGCAGGUUUCACCAGCCAUAACUAUAUGGUUGUAUGACAACUAUGUAUGUCUUUGGAUAUGAUAUUUACAUUAAAAAAAAAAAGUCUUUUUACCCAUUUUUACUAUCUGGAAGAAUCAAUUUAUUCUGUUUUAUCAAGCCUAUAAAUAAUUUAGUUAUCUUAUGUAACCUUUUUGUUUAAAUAAAAUCCAAAUGCUAUAAUUGUAUCUAUUUCAAUAUAAACAGAUGUUUUUAAACAAACUAACCUUGUAAAUAGAUAAUCUUCUGCUCAGUGUACAAGAUCUGAUAUCUAUAUAUCAUAGAUUUAUAAAUGUGUAUUUUGUACAUAUAAUUAUAUUAAAAAAAUUGUUUGUACAUUAAA